UCCUUCAUCCCUCCAUUCUCCAUUCUCCCCUCUCCCUUCACUCUGAUUAAUUUAUACAACCCUCCCCCAAAGUCUGUGCGGCGUCCGACCGCUCAUUGUCCUCUCUCUUCUUUCUCCACAUCCCCCCCUGUCACACACAUCAACAUCCUUUGUAUCUCGUCCUUUUCCAUUCUCUCUCUCUCUCUCUCUCUCCUCUCUCUCUCUCUCCUUCCUUCAUGACUUGCUCAUUGACCGGGCCAUACGCUUGAUUCUACUUUAAUUCAUUCACAAUUCAUUUCUCCAUUCUAUUCUAUUUCCAUUUCAUUCCAUUCCAUUCAUUUUUAUUUCUAUUUUUAUUCUAUUUUUUUCCUCAUUCAUUUAUACUAUUCCAUAUAUUAAUUCUCCAUAAUCAUGAGCACGUUUGACGGAAAAGCUCCCAUGAAGUACAUGCCCGACACUGUCGAGUCAUUAUCACUCUUCUUCUCGCUUUCAUGUAUCACCCUUAUGUCAGCACUCUUUGGCCGCAAGACUGCAGGAACUCAAUUUAGUAAUAUCAACUAUGCACGUGGUCUCGUCGUCAGUCUAUAUCUGGUCUCAUGGCUGUUCUCAAUCAUGGCAGCCAUGUUAGUCCAGACCAACAAUUUCAACCUAUUAUCCUGUCAAAUGUCCAUCUUCAUCUGUAUUAUCCUCUACGGAUCAUGCAAACUCGUGAUCUACUUGUUCCUGAUCGAGCGUGUACAUAUUGUUACCGCUGUAGGGAUCAGGCGAUGGAAUUGCCCCAUGUUUAAAUUCAACAUGUUCCUACUCACUCCCUACGCGGUUGUCUUUGUAUUGGCCGUCCUAUUCCGUGUCGCUGUUAUCACAGACGAAGGCGAAUGUCAGAUUGGACUACAGGGUGCAGCAGCGAUCCCUUAUAUCAUUUAUGAUGUCCUCUUGUCUUGCUGGCUCACAGCGCUCUUUUUACGGUCCUUGGUUUCCUCUACUUCCAUGCUUCAGGGUCCUACAAAGAGCAAGCUUCGAGAUGUAGCCCGCAGGACCUUAAUUGGAUCAGUUUUUGCUCUGAUCCUCUCCUGUGCCAACAUUUCAACCCUUGUCUAUUUUCAAGGCACUGAACGAGGGCUGUUCUGUCUAGCCUCUUGUACCUUGGAUGUCACACUCAAUGCAAUCACAAUCCAUUGGGUGACAUCAAGUGGUAAAAGUAAAAGAUAUGCAAGAGUCGGUGGAGGUUAUCGAGGUGGUUCAAGUAGUAAUGGUGAGCAAAGACUCUCCAGGGUUGGAGCUCAAUUUGCAAUGCCCGGCUUUGGAGCUUACCGUAAAGAUUUGUCACCACGCGACUCACAUAUCUCAGUAUCGAUUGAGUCUUAUGUAGAAGAAUAUCAUCAAAUGCACAUUGCCAGCAAAGUACAACCACCCGAACCAGCGCGAUACGAAUAA
Messenger RNA from Lobosporangium transversale, 1413 nucleotides. RefSeq lists its product as hypothetical. NCBI's taxonomy places the organism in Eukaryota, Fungi, Mortierellomycota, Mortierellomycetes, Mortierellales, Mortierellaceae. The transcript has 2 exons. The record is from RefSeq and is a predicted model, not a curated record. Bases 391 to 1413 code for a protein of 340 amino acids.